UUUCGGGCUCCAUCAUCCCUGUUGCUUCCGGUUUCCGCCAGAGUCCGGCCCUGGCUACUUGGUUCUGCGCUGUCUUUUGGUCAGAGGCACCGGGAGGCUGACGUCUGGCCCCAAGCUGUGGUUUGAUGGUCCUCUCAGAUCUGAAAGAGUUAAGACAAUGGAUACAUCUGAGACAGUAGGUGGAGAGGAGCCCCAGCGCUGGUUUGGCUGAGAGUCAUCUAGAUUACCAAGAGGAGAUUGGACUAGUCUUCAAUGGAGGUAAGGGAGGGGCUGUUAAUGACUUUUGUCUUGCGGUAACCAAAUACUGGGAAGAAACCACUUAGGGGAGGAAAGAUUUAUUUUGGCUCAUUGUUUCAGAGAUAUCAGUUCUUCAUGGCCGUCACAGCAGUGAUGGCAGGUUGGAGUGGCUCCAUCAGUGGAGGUGAGAGUGGGAAGAGGAGCUGUUGUUCACACCAUGGCAGGCCUGGAACCUGAGAGAGAAGUGGGAACCAGGGCAGGGUUCCCUGGACCAGCCUCAAGAUUGGUUCUUUAGCUAAUGCCAUCUUCUGAGUCCUCAGGUGUCCGAAGCUGUGGUAUAGCUUAUGUUUUGGGGUUGGUGUCCUUUGAGGAUGUGUCUGUGGACUUCACCUGGGAUGAAUGGCAGGACCUGGAUGACACUCAGAGGAAGCUCUACAGGGACGUGAUGCUGGAGACGUACAGCAGCCUGCUGUCCCUGAAUCAGUGUGAUGCCAAACCCGAGUUGAUCCUGAAGUUGGAGAAAGACGCUGGCCCAUGGAAGGAAGACGAUGCCCCACACCAGAGCCUCCCAGAUAUGCAGAAUGUGGAUGACCAGAAUGAGGUCAGCCAAGACAUACAAAAGAUAUGCAGAUGCAAUCUGGUAAUUGCCAAGUGCGGCACAUCAGCUGAGAGGGAUACAGCAGGAAAAGCAUUGAAUAGCUCACACCAUGCUUUAGAUCUGGCAGUAAAGACCGGCACUACUUCUGGAAUGAGCCCUAGGGCACUUAAUAAGCAGGAGGCUAGAGAGGAACUUGAUCUUUCUGAUGUAACCAGACUUCCUGAGCCUCUUAGUCUGUAUCCCAGUGCUGAAUAUGAAGAACAGCAUUUUCAGUCCCGUGGGCCCAAUGAAGCUUUCCACGUGAAGCCAGUGUGGUUACAAAAACCAUUCCCUAUGAGAGAUCCCUCCAGUAAGUUGAGAGACUACAGGAAAGAGUUAGAAAAGUUAGCUCUUCCCACCAAAGGGGGAACUCGGGCACAGGUGCAAACUUUUGAAUGCAAAGUGUGUGGGAAGUUAUUCUAUAAAAAUUCCCAUCUCACACAGCAUUUUAAAAUGCACAAAGAAAAAAGAUGUCAUAAAGGUAAUAAUUGUGAGCCAGUACUCAAUAUACAGCCAAAACUCCCAAAACAUCAGAGCUUGGGUGUGGGAGAAGAGCCUUAUACAUGUAAUGAUGAUGAGAAAUACAUUCAUCAGAAAUCAGAAAAAAGUGUUCAGCAGAAAAUCAUAGGUAAUGGAAGGAUUGUGUGGGGGAAACCCGUGUGCAGUGUUCAGCAGAACCCUCACAAGGAUGAGAAAUCCCAUGAGUUCAGUGUAUCUGGAAAAACAAUUAGUAAGUCAGACCUCCAUCCGCUGGAGACACCUCACAGAUAUGAGAGAGUGUAUGAAUGUAAUGCUUGUGGCAAAACCUUUAGUCACACACCACAUGUCUACUCACAAUCGGGAGCUCACUCGGCUAAGAAACCCUAUGAGUGUGAAGACUGUCAGCAGUCAAGGCUCCUGGUGAGCCAGCCAGCUCAAAUGCAGGAGAAACGCUAUGUGUGUAAUGUGUGUGGAAAAGCCUUUUACAAGCGAGCCCACUUACACGCACAUCAGAGGACCCACACAGGUGAGAAGCCAUAUGACUGCAAAGAAUGUGGGAAAUCUUUUAGACUGAAGUCAUUUCUUGUUGUGCAUCAGAGGAUUCACACUGGUGAGAAACCCUUUGCGUGUGGUACGUGUGGGAAAAGCUUCAAGCAGAGGACGAGUCUCUACACACACAUCAGAAUCCACACAGGCGAGAAGCCCUACGAGUGUCAAGAGUGUAGAAAGUCAUUCAUUCUCAAAUCAUACCUCACUGUGCAUCAGAGAACUCACUCGGGUGAGAAGCCCUAUGAGUGUGACGUAUGUGGGAAAUCCUUUAAGCAAAAUUCCCACCUUCAUGCACACAAGAGAACUCAUACCAGCGAGAAACCCUAUGAGUGUAUUGUAUGUGGCAAAAGUUACAAACAGAGCCCAAGCCUCUACACACAUAAGAAAAUCCAUACCAGUGAGAAACCCUAUGAGUGUAAACAGUGUAGAAAGUCAUUUAGUUUGAAAUUUCACCUCACUAGACAUCAGAGAACUCACUCCGGUGAGAAACACUAUCAGUGAAAUGUGUGUGGAUGAGCCUUGAUGCAAGUUCGCGCCUGUGUCCAUCAGAGAAUUCAUCCAGGUGGGAAACCCUCAGAGUGGGAAGAGUUGGUCUACAGUAACUCUCUACCACUCAUCAUCUGCCCACUAGGGCUUCAGUGGUGAGAGACUGGCAGUGUUGUGUAUGUGGAAAGGCCUGGCAGCUAUCAAGCUGGUUCACUCAUCAGAGAAUUCAUACAAAUGACAGACCUUUAAAAUUAAAAACUAAGAAAAUAUCUCAGCCAAAGAUACAUCAGAGAACUCACAAACAUGAGAAACCUUAAGAGCAUAUAAAUGUAAAAAAUAUCUCAACUAUGAGAUCCACCUUGUUCAUCCAAACAUAUACAGUUGGGUGUAAUAUAAAAACACACAGUUGGGCAUGUUUGUAGAAAAGCCUUUCUCCACAUGCCAUAUAUCUCCACAGUCAUUAGGCAGUUCACACCCUAUAAGAAACCCCAUGAAUGUAGAAAAUCCUUCAACCAUACAUCAUUCUUCACUGCAUACCAAAGAAGAUACAUGGAGACAUCUCCAUGAGUGUUGUUUAUGUACAGACAAACCUCCGUGUCCACCUGAAAACUCAAAACUGAGAAACCCUAUGACUGUAAAUACGGUAGAAAAUAUUUCAACCAUAAGCCAUCUGUUGCUGUACAUGAAAGAAGUCACAUAGGUGAGUAACUGGACGCACAUCGGUGAGUAUAAUAUAAGUGAAGGACCCUUUGGGAGGUGUCAAGUCUCUACAUUAAAGAACUUGCACUACUGAGGAAUCCUAAGAGAGUAGUCUACACAGAAAUGCCUUUUUCAGUAGGCAGACCCCUCUGAAUGCCUGUCAGAAGCACAUGAAUAAUGUAUAUGAGAAAUACACCUUCACUCGUGCCAGUGUAAUCAGUGUAUCUGAAAGAGCCACAUAAAUAAGCCCUCAGGUUACAUUUGAAUUAGAGGAGACACUGUAAAACAGGUAAUAAUGUGGGGAAUGUUUCUAGUAAGAAGUUGUGCAGCACAAAUUCCUACAAAGGCCAGAAGUCCAGGCAGCAGAGUGCCGUGUGCUCACCAAGAUGUGCUUCCUUCCCUGCACUCACAGCCUGUGUGUGCAGUCCAUUUCUGUUAGAUCUGUGCUAACCUCCUAGUAGAAUACAAAUGUGUGUGCUGUAUUCAUUUCUCUCCCACUGUCCCCAAAUCUUACAACAGACUCUACCAGGCCACCAUCUGUAGUUGGCCCGAGUGCAGAUAACUUCUAGCAUGUUUGGGAGCCAUGUAUAGAAGGGCACUAUGGCUUAGGAGUGUGUGUUGUCCAGAGCUGUGGUCCUACGUUUCUUGUAAGCGUAUAAAAGAGAGAUCUGCACCAUCUGUUUGUAAUAAUCAGACCCACAGCUGUUAGCUCACUUUAAAAGGUGGUUGGGACAAAUGGCUUAUAGAUUAUAGUCUUGUUAGAAAAUUCUCAGGAGAGAGAAGAACCUUGUUGUCACCCAGCAUUCUCCUGAUGCUUUGUGGGGAAGAAGAAAUCUUGAUAAGACUUCUAUAAAUCCUGAGUGUGAUCCCAGUGGGGAUCAUCCUCCAUUCAACAGCAUGGAGUUCCCAUUCCAUUUAUAUGUGAAACCUUUCAACAAAAUGUCCUGUUAGGUUUCAAAAAUUCUUGAUCUGGGAAAGUUAUAUGGAAUCUGUAUAGCAAGUUUUUGGAGAGAAAUGUUAAAUCUCAUAUUCCAGUUGUUUUUAAAAAUCUGCACGCCAGGAGAGGAAUAUUGGUUGAGACUGCCUAUCAGUGGGCAUCGGUCUCUGGGGACAUUAGUGAUGUAAGUAGAGUUUCAGAGCGGCCAAUGGCACAUGCAGACAUACAGCUAAACAGCCUGCGCUAUGUUGGAUAGUACACUCAUGUAUGUAUGGUUCAUGUCAUAUCAAUCAUGUUCCAUGAUGAAACUCAGCGGAAGGGAUUCAUGGCUUCGUGUUAUACGUAUUGCAAUGUACAUUGAUAAUUUCCGCGUUUGGUGCCAUUGUGGCCUGUUUCCUUCCUCCUAGCCUCACACAUUGUAUUAGACACUUCCUUAGUCUUGUGGCACAUCUAAAUGUGUAUGACAGUUAUUGCUGGCUCAAGUAAAUAAAGAUACUGUUUUUCUAA
Mastomys coucha (southern multimammate mouse) is the source of this 4532-nucleotide messenger RNA. RefSeq names its product zinc finger protein 260-like. The transcript has 7 exons. The record is from RefSeq and is a predicted model, not a curated record. Gene Ontology annotation, biological process: negative regulation of transcription by RNA polymerase II. NCBI's taxonomy places the organism in Eukaryota, Metazoa, Chordata, Mammalia, Rodentia, Muridae. The coding region runs from base 536 to 2404 and encodes 622 amino acids. Gene Ontology annotation, molecular function: DNA-binding transcription repressor activity, RNA polymerase II-specific.